GGGGUUGGGGUCCUGGGCACCCUGGCGGGGACGUCGCCCCCGUCAGCGAACCCGGGCAGACCUCGCAGCUCUUUCAGCUACCUGCGGUUCCUGGGAGGCGCCAUGUGGGGCGGGGCCCAUCCCACCUGCGGCGCUGCCUGGCCCUGAAUCCUGGGUCCAGGUCCCUCCAUCGCUGACCUUCCCAGCAGAGUCAGGGCAACUUGUGGACCGGCUCUCUGGUGUGAGCUGUGAAAGAGGCAGCCGUUUGUCUCUUGUUCAUCCAUCCAUUCCUGCGUCUGUCCUCUGACCUCCGUGGUCUGCGAACCUGCUGCACACCAGGCCCUGCCUUACUCUGCUUUGUGACCCUGACAGCACAGGCGCCUGACCAGUUAGAGCUGAGGGACAGCCCCUGUCUUUCCAGGCCCCAGUUUCUGGUCUUCCUGACAAGGAGCCGUUCCUACCUCUGUUCAUUGAUACAAUAUAACGGCUGGCACUGUCCACCUUUGCCCCAGACUCUGAGAAACUGUGAAAAAUACAUCUGUCCUCAGAAAGCUCCUGAGCCAGAAGCCAGGCUUGGAGAGAUGAGCUCAAGCGCCAUUACAACCUGGGGGAAUACUGGAUCGAGGUGGAGAUGGAGGACUUGGCCAGCUUUGAUGAGGACCUGGCCGACUCCUUGUACAAGCAGCCAGCUGAGCACCUGGAGCUGCUGGAGGAAGCAGCCAAGGAGGUGGCUGAUGAGGUGACCCGGCCCCGGCCUGCUGGGGAGGAGGUGCUCCAGGACAUACAAGUCAUGCUCAAGUCGGAUGCCAGCCCCUCCAGCAUCCGGAGCCUGAAGUCAGACAUGAUGUCGCAUCUGGUGAAGAUUCCUGGCAUCAUCAUCGCGGCCUCUGCAGUCCGGGCCAAGGCCACGCGCAUUUCCAUUCAGUGUCGCAGUUGCCGCAACACCCUCACCAACAUUGCCCUGCGCCCCGGCCUGGAGGGCUAUGCCCUGCCCAGGAAGUGCAACGUGGACCAGGCUGGCCGUCCCCGGUGCCCGCUGGACCCGUACUUCAUCAUGCCUGACAAGUGUAAGUGUGUGGACUUCCAGACCCUGAAGCUGCAGGAGCUGCCGGAUGCUGUGCCCCAUGGUGAGAUGCCUCGGCACAUGCAGCUCUACUGCGACAGGUACCUGUGUGACAAAGUUGUCCCUGGGAACAGGGUCACGAUCAUGGGCAUCUACUCCAUCAAGAAGUUCGGCCUGAACUCCAGCAGAGGCCGUGACAGGGUGGGCGUGGGCAUCCGGAGCUCCUACAUCCGUGUCCUGGGCAUCCAGGUGGACACGGAUGGCUCUGGCCGCAGCUUUGCCGGGUCUGUGAGUCCACAGGAGGAGGAGGAGUUCCGGCACCUGGCGGCCCUCCCCAAUGUCUACGAGGUCGUCUCCAAGAGCAUCGCCCCCUCCAUCUUUGGGGGCACAGACAUGAAGAAGGCUAUUGCCUGCCUGCUCUUUGGGGGCUCCCGGAAGAGGCUCCCUGAUGGACUCACUCGUCGUGGGGACAUCAACCUGCUGAUGCUGGGGGACCCGGGGACUGCCAAGUCCCAGCUCCUGAAGUUCGUGGAGAAGUGCUCUCCCAUUGGGGUGUACACGUCAGGGAAGGGCAGCAGCGCAGCUGGACUCACAGCCUCCGUGAUGAGAGACCCCUCCUCCCGGAACUUCAUCAUGGAGGGAGGGGCCAUGGUCCUGGCCGAUGGUGGGGUCGUCUGCAUCGAUGAGUUUGACAAGAUGCGAGAAGAUGACCGUGUGGCCAUCCACGAGGCCAUGGAGCAGCAGACCAUUUCCAUUGCCAAGGCUGGGAUCACCACCACCCUGAACUCGCGCUGCUCUGUUCUGGCUGCCGCCAACUCGGUGUUUGGCCGCUGGGAUGAGACGAAGGGGGAGGACAACAUUGACUUCAUGCCCACCAUCCUGUCCCGCUUCGACAUGAUCUUCAUCGUCAAGGAUGAGCACGACGAGGAGAGGGACAUGAUGCUGGCCAAGCACGUCAUCACGCUGCACGUGAGCGCGCUGACCCAGGCGCAGGCCGCGGAGGGCGAGAUCGACCUGGCCAAGCUGAAGAAGUUCAUUGCCUACUGCCGCGUGAAGUGUGGCCCCCGGCUGUCUGCGGAGGCUGCGGAGAAGCUGAAGAACCGCUACAUCCUCAUGCGCAGUGGAGCCCGGCAGCACGAGCGGGACAGCGACCGCCGCUCCAGCAUCCCCAUCACUGUGCGGCAGCUGGAGGCCAUCGUGCGCAUUGCAGAAGCCCUCGGCAAGAUGAAGCUGCAGCCCUUUGCCACGGAGGCUGACGUGGAGGAGGCCCUGAGGCUCUUCCACGUGUCCACACUGGACGCCGCCUUGUCGGGCACCCUGUCUGGAGUGGAGGGCUUCACCAGCCAGGAGGACCAGGAGCUGCUGAGCCGCAUCGAGAAGCAGCUCAAGCGCCGCUUUGCCAUCGGCUCCCAGGUGUCUGAGCACAGUAUCGUCCAGGACUUCACCAAGCAGAAGUACCCGGAGCACGCCAUCUACAAGGUGCUGCAGCUCAUGUUGCGCCGCGGAGAGGUGCAGCACCGCAUGCAGCGCAAGGUCCUCUACCGCGUCAAGUAA
This is a messenger RNA of Fukomys damarensis (Damara mole-rat), 2596 nucleotides long. It is a transcript of the gene Mcm5, whose product is annotated as minichromosome maintenance complex component 5. Gene Ontology annotation, cellular component: nucleus; MCM complex. Bases 611 to 2596 code for a protein of 661 amino acids. The record is from RefSeq and is a predicted model, not a curated record. The transcript is spliced from 16 exons. Gene Ontology annotation, biological process: double-strand break repair via break-induced replication; DNA replication; DNA replication initiation. Gene Ontology annotation, molecular function: ATP binding; 3'-5' DNA helicase activity; single-stranded DNA binding. NCBI's taxonomy places the organism in Eukaryota, Metazoa, Chordata, Mammalia, Rodentia, Bathyergidae.